AUGGCAACCCGCGUGCGGUCCGGGCGUUUCAGUCCCGCUCGGAGCCGGGGAACUGAGGCGCUGGCGACGGGCGGAGCUGCGAGCAGCAAGGGCCCCGGGCGGCCCGGGCCGCUGCAGGACGAGACCUUGGGCGUGGUGUCGGUGCCUUCUCAGUGGAGGAGCAUCCAGGGUAUCCGCGGGGAGACGAAAAGCUGCCAGACAGCCAGCAUUGCCACUGCGGAGGCAGCCGCCCAGGCCAGGGAGCAUGCCGAUGCCGAGGUGCAGACCGAGCCCCCCAUGCCACUUAGCAUGCCUACUGCAUCCCAGCAGGACAGCCCCCGGCUUGCAGCCUUUCUUCGGAGGGUGGAGGGCAUGGUCAUCCGAGAGCUGAACAAGAAUCGGCAGAGUCAUGCAUUUGAUGGCUUCGAGGUGAACUGGACGGAACAGCACCAGACGGUGUCCUGCCUGCACACCCUGGGCUAUCCCCCAGCCCAAGGGCAGGGUCUCCAUGUGACCAGUGUCUCCUGGAACACCACCGGCUCCGUGGUGGCUUGUGCCUAUGGCCGACUGGACGAUGGGGACUGGAGCACGCUGAAGUCCUUCGUGUGUACCUGGAACCUGGACCGCCGAGGCCUGAACCCCAGGCAGCCGGCGGCAGUGGUUGAGGUGCCCAGCGCUGUCAUGUGUCUGGCCUUCCACCCCUCACAGCCGGCCCACAUCGCAGGUGGGCUGUACAGUGGCGAGGUGCUGGUGUGGGACAUGAGCCGCCCUGAGGACUCGCUGCUCUGGCGCACGGGCCUGACAGAUGACACACACACGGACCCCGUGUACCAGGUGGUUUGGCUGCCUGUGUCUGGACACAGCCACCGCUUCCAGCUGCUGAGCGUAGCCACUGACGGGAGGGUGCUGCUCUGGCAGGGAGUUGGCACGGGCCUGCUGCAGCUCACCGAGGGCUUUGCGCUGGUCGCGCAGCAGCUCCCACGGAACACCAAGCUGAAGAAGCCUACCCGGGGUGAGACCGAGGUGGGUGUCACAGCCGUGGCUUUCAACAGCUUUGACCCCAGCCUUUUUGUUCUGGGCACGGAAGGCGGCUUCCCACUCAAGUGUUCCCUGGCAGCAGAGGAAGCAGCCCUCACACGGGUGCCCAGCUCUGUGCCCCUGCGGGCACCGACACAAUUUACCUUCUCUCCCCACGGCGGUCCCAUCUACUCUGUGAGCUGUUCCCCCUUCCACAGGAACCUCUUCCUGAGCGCGGGCACCGACGGCCACGUCCACCUGUACUCCAUGCUGCAGGCCCAGCCCCUGACUUCACUGCAGCUGUCUCACAAGUAUCUGUUUGCUGUCCGCUGGUCCCCAGUGCGCCCCUUGGUUUUUGCAGCUGCUUCUGGGGAAGGCGAUGUGCAGUUGUUUGAUCUCCAGAAAAGCUCCCAGAAACCCACUGUUUCUAUCAAGCAAACCCAGGAUGAAAGCCCUGUGUACUGUCUGGAAUUUAACAGCCAACAGACUCAGCUUUUGGCUGCUGGGGAUGCCAAGGGCGUCGUCAAGAUUUGGCAGCUGAGCACAGAGUUCACAGAACAAAGGCCCCGAGAAACAGAGGACUUGGACCAUCUGGCAGUGGAGGUGGCCACCUGAAGUGCCCCUGUCCUUCCACCUAUCCUCAGGGAGGACAUCAAGGGGAAUAGCCAGGAUGUGACUGAUGGGUCCCAGGAGGCUGUGGUCAGGUGGGGUGUGUCCCCAAAUCCAGAGGCAAGUGAUGUGAGGCUGUAUCUGUGUUGAGCCAAAUAAAUGAAGAAAAGUAAAGCCUUU
Trichechus manatus latirostris (Florida manatee) is the source of this 1785-nucleotide messenger RNA. It is a transcript of the gene DYNC2I2, whose product is annotated as dynein 2 intermediate chain 2. Lineage: Eukaryota; Metazoa; Chordata; Mammalia; Sirenia; Trichechidae. Gene Ontology annotation, molecular function: dynein light chain binding; dynein heavy chain binding. The transcript is spliced from 9 exons. The coding region runs from base 1 to 1611 and encodes 536 amino acids. Gene Ontology annotation, cellular component: ciliary plasm; cytoplasmic dynein complex. Gene Ontology annotation, biological process: intraciliary transport. The record is from RefSeq and is a predicted model, not a curated record.